Varanus komodoensis (Komodo dragon) is the source of this 3481-nucleotide messenger RNA. It is a transcript of the gene FBXO45, whose product is annotated as F-box protein 45. The record is from RefSeq and is a predicted model, not a curated record. Gene Ontology annotation, cellular component: synapse; SCF ubiquitin ligase complex. Gene Ontology annotation, biological process: proteasome-mediated ubiquitin-dependent protein catabolic process; synapse assembly involved in innervation. Gene Ontology annotation, molecular function: protein binding. Lineage: Eukaryota; Metazoa; Chordata; Lepidosauria; Squamata; Varanidae. The coding region runs from base 1 to 825 and encodes 274 amino acids. The transcript has 3 exons.
AUGGCGGCGGCUGCUGCCAGCGGCGGGGUGCCGAGUUCGGCGGCCGCCGCCGCCGCUGCUGCUGCGGGGAGCUGGCGGCUUCCUGGGCGGGUGCUGGAAUUCGUCUUCUCCUACCUAGACCUGCGGGAGCUGCGAAGCUGCGCGCUGGUGUGUAAGCUGUGGUACCGCGUCCUGCACGGCGACGAGAACAGCGAGGUGUGGCGCAGCCUGGCGGCUCGCAGCCUGGCCGAGGAGGCGCUGCGCACCGACAUCCUCUGCAACGUGCCCACUUACAAGGGCAAGGUACGUGCCUUUCAGCAUGCUUUCAGCACCAAUGAUUGUUCUAGGAAUGUCUACAUUAAGAAAAAUGGAUUUACUUUGCACCGGAAUCCCAUUGCUCAGAGUACGGAUGGAGCAAGGACCAAGAUUGGCUUCAGUGAAGGCCGUCAUGCCUGGGAAGUUUGGUGGGAAGGUCCUCUCGGCACCGUGGCAGUAAUUGGAAUUGCUACAAAACGUGCUCCCAUGCAGUGUCAGGGCUAUGUGGCCCUCCUAGGCAGUGAUGACCAGAGCUGGGGUUGGAAUUUGGUGGACAAUAACUUGCUACAUAAUGGAGAAGUCAAUGGCAGUUUUCCCCAGUGCAACAAUGCCCCAAAAUAUCAAAUAGGUGAGAGAAUUCGUGUCAUCCUGGACAUGGAAGAUAAGACAUUGGCAUUCGAGCGAGGCUAUGAGUUCCUAGGAGUUGCAUUUCGGGGACUGCCAAAGACAUGUCUGUAUCCAGCAGUGUCUGCCGUGUAUGGCAACACUGAGGUGACGUUAGUUUAUUUGGGAAAGCCUUUAGAUGGAUGACGCUUUUGUUUUUUAACUGGGACAUGAAAAUCAAGUUCACGAUAUGGAAAAACUUGCAUGUUGGUUAAUAGGAAAGCAUGAGUGAAAUAUGUGGAUGAGUGUCCAAGAAACAUCUAGGAAAACCAAAACUUGUGAUCUAGAAGACCAGCUAUACUGAAGAUAAUACAUUCACAUUUCCUUUUUCUGCCGGACCAGAAAAAUCCUCAGGGGGUUACAGUUGGUUGAAUGGGCAGUUAACCACAUGCAUGUUGCCUAAGUUCUUGUUGCAAAGAUGGCAAUGUGGAAUCUUGUACAUAUUUAAGGAAGUGUUUAAGGGACAUGGUUGAGGAAGUUACCUGAGAUGUGUGUGUAGUGCUUUUUGUGUAAAAGAUUUCCAUUUUUAAAGUCAUUUGUUCUCUCCCUGCCUCUGAUCCAGUGUGUUUUACCAAAGGUAACAAACUGGUUGCAUUUUAUUUAAUAUAUUUUAAAUGUGUACCGAGAAGCAUAAUCUCAGGACAGCACUUCUCCAGAGUUGAAUAAUGUGCAGCUACACUGAUGUGUAUUUUAAAGACUGUUUCUGUGUAACACUUAAAUUAGAACAAAACCAGUGGUUGCUUUGGCUCUAUUUGGGAUGUAAAUUCUUAACCUACUGCUCCCCACUAAACUUCAGUUGUCAGCUUCUUUCUUUGGAACAGAUAACAUAAAGUAUAUUUAUUUUGUUUUGUUAUACAGCACCUCUUGUGGUAAAAGGAGCCAUGUAUGCUUAUUGUAAAAUGGACAUGACUAAAAGCUACAAGUGUGUUUGUCAGUGCGUGUAAGGGUAAAGUCCAUUUCUAAUAGUGUUUUGAAAAAGGUUUCCAAAGUACUCCCCAAAUAUUUACUGUUUUAAAAUUCCUUGGAAGAAUUUAUCUUCAAACAUUUAAACCAUUAGCUUACAUACAUUGAAACCUAAACAGUAAUCAAAUAUUCUAACUUUCAAGUUUCAGGUAUGGAGUCUGUUCUUAGCUUGUAUUAAAACUUAUUGUGUUGGCAGAGAAAUCUUUCUGCAAAGCUAAUGAGUUGUGUACAAAGGAAGCAUUGCAGAUGAAGUGUCAACCUUUCCCCAAAGCAAUUUUCCCUACAGGGUUCUAGAACUCUCUGGAAUAGUUUCUGCACAGCUUAUGUCUUAACCUUGUAAAUUCACAGGCAGGCUCUUGCUAGUAUGAUGUAUUGUUUUGUCUUAAACAUUAUUUAUUUAAGGGCAAGUAAUAAAACAUUUUCAGUCCAAUCCUAUGAAUGUUUCUUUAAAAGUAAGACUUCCUGCAUUCAGUGGAGCUUACUGUCAGGAAAAUAUGCAUAGGAUUGUGGUCUUUGGAGUGAAAGAGGUAUUGUUUACAUUAUUUACUAUAUAAUUUGAAUUAUGCAGUCAUCUGAUAGUUUCUUAGGUGCUCAAAAGACAAAACUUCUCUUUAGGGAUUUAUAUUCUCAGUUAAGCCAGAGAAAGCUGAGUUCUGUGGACGCUGCUAAACACUAGGUUUGUACUUUUAGUGAAAGAUAUUUAACCUCCAGGGGUCACUGCAUGAACGGCUUAAAAUGGUAACUCUUAAGCCAGUAUCUCUAGCAUCAAUGUUUAACAGUUGCUUCAGUGCUCAUUCUGCCACCUCCCCACCAACCUAACUGGCUUGUUCCCUGUGGCACCACUGAAGAAUAGGGCAAUCCUGUACAUGCUUACUUGGAAACAUGCUCUAUUACAGUGAGACUUACUCCCAAGUAUAUGUGUAAAGGAUUGCAGCCGAUAACAUCUAGCUUGAAUCUUAUUUUUAAAGCACUGCUAUUGCCUCCUUGUAGUUGUUGCAGAAGAAAGUCAUGGUUGGAUAUUGGUUUUGGACUGUGAAUCUCCUUUCUAUGCACAGUUUUUGGUUGAAUGUAUAGCAUGGCACACUGAUACUAAUAACAUUAAAAUAUUCUGGAAGAGUUUUCUUUCACAGGCUGCUAUAAAACAAAAUAGAGAGGUUUUUGUUUUUUUUGUUUUUUAAAGAAAAGACAGGACUGACUUUGCUGAGGGAGUCAUACGUUUGCAUGUUCUCAACUGCUCAGGCUUGACUUAUUCCCAGGCCUUUACCUUAGUUUCCUUCCAUCCUUCGUUUCCAAUACUACAAAACUGCAUCUGGAGGCUGCAUGUAUGACAAGUUCAUUCCUCGUCUGUUUCUGAAAUGAAGUUAAAUCAAAGCAAAUGAAUACCAUUCAACAUAUGGUACUAAAAAGUAGUGGAUGAAUUGGGAAAGAUGUAUAAUUUCUAGAAAAAAUGUUGACCUUAUACAAUGCUGUUAAAUAUAUCACUACAAAGUUCUUAUGUCAUGAGCAAAAAUAAAAGAGUUUGUUACAGUCAUACAGUGUCCCUGUGCAGUCUGGGAUAGUUUACCCUCUGCAUUUAUUUAUGGAUGUUAAGGAGAGAGAGCUUGUCAUAAGAACUGUACCAGGGAAUUUUAUUGUACCAGAGAUUUUAUUUUCAUUUAUAUAGGAUGUGCUGCCUUUCUCCAUUCAUGAGGCAUAGCAGUCUGGUUUUGCCAUUGAUCCAAAAUUCCUUGAGGCACAGGGGACACAUUUGUGUAUAUAAACCUGUUAUAACUUAUUACCUGAAGACCAACUGUAAACUGUACAAAAUACUGAAAUAAAUUACUAAAACAAUAAAAUGCUA